AUGCAUGUAUGUACUUACUCAGGUGGGAUCAGGAGAACCAUCUGUCUGGGGCGUGUUAUGUGUUGGUAUGCCGCUCCCAGACGUCACUGCGCCCCAAUCGGGCUUGACCCCCGGCGGUCAUCGUCGAAUCUGGGAGCACAUCGAGGGUGGCGGGGUUUUAUGCAAAAGUUGGUGCGAUCCAUGUUGUUGUGAAUGGAGAGAUGCUUGCUUUCAUUUUUAAUUUCCUUAUGCUGGCCGCGGGACGCGAGGAAGGAAAAAUCCCGCCACUUCGGAUUGCAACUAAUGAAAUGAUCCUGUAUCAUAGUCAGGCUAUGGGAGGUAAUCCUGGCUCUGAAGCUCAACUCCGUUUUGCGCAUCGCCAAUGCUCGAAUCGGUUUGUAUUGCAUUCCGGUUUGUGUAUUGCAUCCGUGGAAGUCACGGUCAAGUCGUCUAGGUCUAGGUCUCGUCUGGUGCUGAGAAGUUUCAUUUGGCGCUCAACAACCCCACCCGCCCCACUACACUACACUAGGCAGGUGCGGGGAAGCCCUACGUGCCCUGCAGGCUGCAGCUGGUAUCCUACGUAGUGGGGUUUUGACUCCAAAAGCCGAGCUCGCUUCGAAGUUCCAGAGUCCAGACCUCCCAUCGAUUGUAAACGCGAGAAU
Molecule: messenger RNA, 641 nt
Organism: Canariomyces notabilis
Lineage: Eukaryota; Fungi; Ascomycota; Sordariomycetes; Sordariales; Chaetomiaceae
Exons: 1
Coding region: 201-563 (120 amino acids)
Source: RefSeq, a predicted model, not a curated record